AUGGCAAUCUCAGAUCAAAACCCUCAAGACACUGAUGCUCUGAAUAACCUUGUAGCUGCUGAAAAUGGUUAUAAUAGCAUAGAAAUCAGACAGUCCAAAAGUCUGAUAAGUGAAUUGGAGGAUCUCAAUGGCAAUCUUGCUUCAGAUCAGAAAAUAAUUGCAGAAACUCUAGUGCACCAUUUUAAAGAAAAAUUCCAAUAUCAACAAACUGAGAAAGUAGAUUCUUUGCUGGAAGUAAUUCCAAAUGUAGUUACGGAGGAGGAUGAACAAAUGUUGGAUGCCAUACCAGAUGUAGAGGAGAUAAAAUCUACUAUCUUUAGUAUGGAUCCUGACAGUUCUCCAGGGCUUGAUGGCUUCUCUGGUUGUUUUUACAGAGCUUGCUGGAACAUUAUUCAACAUGAUGUAGUUCAAGCUGUGCAGUUUUGUUGGAGGAGACAAUUCAUUCCCAAGGGACUCAAUUCAAACUUUUUGGCUCUCUUGCCUAAAACAGAUGGAGCAAAAACUCCUAACCAAUUCAGGACCAUUGGAUUGAGCAAUGUAAGUUUUAAGAUAUUCACAAAGAUCAUAAAUACAAGAUUGAGCUCUCUUUUGCCUAAACUAAUCAGUCAUCAGCAAGUUGCUUAUAUCAAAGGCAGAAGCAUACAAGAACAGAUUAUGUUAGCUUCAGAAAUGGUCAAUGAGAUGAAGAAGAAUAAAAGGGGUGGAAAUGUUGGUUUAAAGCUUGACAUAUCUCAAGCUUAUGAUUCUGUAAGUUGGGAUUUUUUAUUCAAGGUUUUAAGCAAGUAUGGUUUCUCCAAUUCUUUGUGUCAUUGGUUAAAAAUUUUAUUUGAGUCAGCUAGAAUAUCUGUAAUGGUGAAUGGUGGGACUCAUGGUUUUUUCUCAGUUGGUAUGGGUUUAAGGCAAGGAGACCCAUUAUCUCCUACCUUAUUUGUUAUCAUGGAAGACAUUCUUAGUAGAAGCAUCCAUCAGAGGGUGGCAGAAAGUUUGAUUCAGCCAAUGGUUAUUAGAAAAGGAAUUCACCCAACACACUUAUUCUUUGCAGAAGAUGUGUUCCUUUUUUGCAAUAGGGCAAAGAAGAGUAUUACUAAUCUCAUGAAGUUGUUGGAUGAAUAUCAAAAAGGUUCUGGUCAAUUGAUCAACAAAAUGAAAAGAAAACUGUUUAUUGAUGGCACCUCAUUGCUAAGGAAAAAUCAGAUAAAGGAAAAUUUACAAAUGGAACUUAGUAAUUUUCCUGAAAAGUAUCUUGGAGUCAUACUAUCUGCUAGCAGAGUUAAAGUGUCUACUGUGUGGCCUAUGGUAGAGUUACUUCAAAGAAAACUUGCAGCUUGGAAGGGGAAACUCAUAUCUUUUCAAGACAGAAUAAAUGUUUGGCAUGAUAUCUGGAUUGGUGAUGCUCCUCUUAGUGGAAAUGCUGGAAGUACUUCUUAUGCCAUAAAUAAUAUGCAAUUCCUAAAAGUAGCUGAUCUUAUUCAAAAUGGAAAAUGGUGUAUUCCAAAUGAAAUUCAACCUUGCUCCAGGUCAUCAAACUUACCAGAUAUAGGAGGAGGGCAAGAUUUAUUGUUUCCAGAUGUUGCAUUUGUGAAAAAGAACAAGAUAGCAUGGGUCAUCUUCUUUGGGAAUGUUCUUUCAGUAGAAACAUUUGGUCUUGGUUAUGUGUUGUUUUUUCUACUAAACCCCCAAGCUCAUUUGAAGACAUUUGGAACUCAGAAAAACAUAAAAGCCCCAUUUCCAGAGAAGCAUGGAUUACUGCAGCAUGUUCAGUGA
This is a messenger RNA of Papaver somniferum (opium poppy), 1764 nucleotides long. RefSeq lists its product as uncharacterized. NCBI's taxonomy places the organism in Eukaryota, Viridiplantae, Streptophyta, Magnoliopsida, Ranunculales, Papaveraceae. The transcript has 4 exons. The coding region runs from base 1 to 1764 and encodes 587 amino acids. The record is from RefSeq and is a predicted model, not a curated record.